GAGGCAGAGAAAUCGGACCUGGCGGAAGCGGCGGAGCCGGGAACGAGCAACGCUUCAGGCCCGCGUGCCGCCGACCUCCUGGGCAAGGUCUUCAAAGGCACGGUGAAGAGUUUCAACGUGGCGCGGGGCUUCGGCUUCCUCACCUGCCCCGAGCUGAAGGGCACACCGUUCUCAGGCCGCGACAUUUACGUGAGCCUUGCACAGGUUCCAGAUCAACGGCCCUUGACCACCGGGCAUGAGGUGGAGUUCACCUUUGCAGUGAAUCAACAGGGGCAGCCGCAAGGGAAGGAUCUGAAGAUGAUGAACAGCUCCCCAGAACUCGAUUAUCUGGGUGAGCUCCCCACAGCGCAGAGCGUAGGCUUGGAACUGGGGCAGAGGCGACAAGCUGUUACGACGCGUCGACUGAACAGCGCAGCGGCGCAGCGCGGACCUUUCGGACGCGAGAAGGCAGUGUGGCAGGCGUGAAGAACCCCAUGACUGGAUCAUUCCAAUAUAGUGAGAGACUUGACCACUGCGAUCUGGCGGCUGUCGAAAAAGGCAAGUGAAGUUCGGCACUAGUCGAGUGCGAGCCUUUAAUUGCCAGUACCUGGAGCAGUUUC
Molecule: messenger RNA, 599 nt
Organism: Cladocopium goreaui
Lineage: Eukaryota; Dinophyceae; Suessiales; Symbiodiniaceae
Source: the annotation of a GenBank genome assembly